This is a messenger RNA of Angiostrongylus costaricensis, 330 nucleotides long. NCBI's taxonomy places the organism in Eukaryota, Metazoa, Nematoda, Chromadorea, Rhabditida, Metastrongylidae. The record is from the annotation of a GenBank genome assembly.
AUGCUUUGCCGUUUUUAUGCCACCAAUAAUCUCUUAAACCAUACACUUAGCCUUCUGCAUUUAUCUUUACUUCACUUUUACUCUGUCACCUCAGCACUUGUGCGUGGAUAUCGUAAAUUCAAGGCGAUUGCUAUCGCAACGAACGUGGCCGAGCUGUGCACUCCUUGCGGAAUUUGUCGACAAUUUCUCAUCGAAUUCGGUGACUAUAAGGUAAUUAUUGGCUCAACGACUGGGAAAAAUGUACUGUGCACCUCAACUUUUUCCAUGCUUCCGCAUGCCUUCACACCAGCAAGUCUGGGGAAACACACCGACGAAACUGAUAAUUUAUAA